CUGUGGUGUGGAAAGUCCAGACAGAUGAGUGAGGAGGAUUGUCAGAGUAAUCCUCAGUCAGGGCUUUUAUUGCUCCUCCUCUUAUCAGGGGCUGAUUAAUAUAGGAGGGGAUCACCUCUCUCCUCUACUAUCUGUGGCAGCUCAGCACAUACAGCACUCAGGAGGCCAGUGUGUGUGUGUGUGUGUGUGUGGCCUGGGGCUCAGCUACAUCCGCACUGUGACAUGACAGUCCCUGGGCUGCCACCACACUAGCACUGCUCUGCCAAUGGGGAACCUCCUGAAUGGGGUCAGCUUCAAGGAACCCACCACUGUGGAGGACUGUGACUCCACCUGGGAGACGGACUCCGGGGGGGACGAGGAGCAGGGGGACGAGGAUGAGGAAGCGGACAAGGAUGGCUUUGAGGACAGCGGAGCCGAAGAGCUGGGAUCAGAGGUUAUGGACAGCAGCCAGGUAACAGCAUGCGUAUAUAGUAUACAUGUACUUUCAUACAUAUGUGCGUACGCUGCCUGUGUAUAUACAGUACAAAAGCCUGAGCUUUCUAUCAUGGAGUUAUUCUGUAUUUUUCAGAAUGACAGCAAUGCAUUGGAACAGAACAUCAAACCAAAGAGAAGCUUUUAUGCAGCAAGAGAUUUGUACAAGUAUCGACACCAAUACCCACAGAAUUUCAAAGAUCUACGUUGUCAAAAUGACUUGUGCAAUCUCAGAUUUUACAUGAACAAGAUCCCUUUUAAGCCUGAUGGAGUAUAUAUUGAAGACAUUCUAAACAAAUGGAAAUCAGACUAUGAUAAAUUGGAACAUAAUCAUACUUAUAUACAAUGGCUCUUUCCUCUAAGAGAGCAAGGUUUAAAUUUCUACGCCAAGGAACUGACCUCAUAUGAAAUUGAGGAAUUUAAAAAAACAAAAGAAGCAACCAAAAGAUUAAUUAUGGCAUACAAGAUAAUGCUGGAUUUUUUUGGGUUAAAGUUGGUAGACAAGAAUGGAAAUGUUUCCAGAGCUGCAAACUGGCAAGACCGAUUUCAUCACUUAAAUGAAUCUCAGCACAACUACUUGAGAAUCACCAGAAUAUUGAAAAGUCUUGGAGAACUUGGAUAUGAACAUUUCAAGCCUCCCUUAGUAAAAGUUUUUCUACAGGAAUCCAUUGUCGAAAACACAAUCCCAAAUAUGAAACAAAGUGCUCUGGAGUAUUUUGUUUAUACCAUAAAGGUAAGGCGAGAGAGAAGACGACUUUUACGGUACGCCUGUCUUUGGUACCAACCUCCUGAGCACUUUAUCUGGGGACCCCCAACAAAACAGAAAGUUCAGCGAUGCAAAUCGGUUAAAAGGACCACAGCUUCAAAUAGAGUACUGAAAAAACAUUCACAAAAAUCUAAGGAUGCUAAGACUGAGCAAGAACCUGAAGAAGCAAGAAUUGAUUCCUUUGAGGAAAAGUUACCAGGAAAUGCUCAAGUAGAAGAGACCAAACAGGAAACUGCACAAGUUUAUCCCUCAGAGGAAUCAGUGGAGGACUUUAAGGACAUAAUGACAACAGAGACUGACAGUGCCAAGAUAGAAAAGUCUAAACUGAACGAUUUGCCCACACACAUAGGUGACACAACAAGUUCUUCUCUUAAAGUAGAAUUGAUGGAACAAAAUACAGAAGAUCUCUACAAUGAAAGCAAUACAGACAGCAUUUUAAUAGUUGACACAAUUGAUGAACAUAGUAAAGAUUGCUUGUGCAGCUUGUCACCUGGCACUACUGCAAAUGCUGAGAAUAUCACACCAUCAGAAAAUAAACUUGAAAAGGAAAACAAAGCCAAAUGCGAGAAAUCCAAUAUCUAGGAAUUGUAUAAUUAUUAUAUGAAAUAUUAUGGGAAGAAAACUAUACAAAAUGUAGCACUGAAGUGUGAAUAGGUUUUUAUAUAUUUUCUAACUUUAGAUGAUAGAAACUAGCCAUUUAUGAGUCACUUUAUUAUCAGAAAGGAAAGUGCACCUGAAGGUCACCUUGUUUCCUGUGAUUUUUUUUAUUUUUUUUGUGGUUAUACAAUUCAAUAUGUACAUUUUAUAUACGGUAUGUCAGUCUGCACAAAAGUGGUAAAUAUCAGAGAAUGGGAGAAGCAUUAGGUAUGCAGCAUUGCCAGACAGUCAGAACUGAGGAUUAGUGGUAGGUGUGAAACCAUGAACUAGUUAUCUAAUAAUUUUGUAACUGUAGUCACAAAUGGCAGUUCACAGAAAACCUAUUUAUAUCAGAUUUAAAACCUUAUUUCUAUUUCCGCUAACAUUCAUAUGGAUAUUUAUAGAAAUGCUUGUUAACAGAGAGAGAUAUCCAACUGAUAGGGUUACCCCAAUGAAAAUUACACAAUAUCCCAAGGCUGCUGUAAAGAAAAGUCCGGAAAAAUGUUCCCAACACACAAAUUCCUAUAAAUAGCUGCAAGGUAAGUGGGUGCUGCAGCGCCUACUGAUUGGGAACCGGAAAACAGCAGUUUAGAAGAUAAGUCACCAGCACAUCAAGGAUCUUCAAAAUAACAUCCAAGCUGGUUCAUUACAAAUAUGCUUUAAAGAAAAGGUGCACAUUCAAAUUGUACCUGUGCCUAGAGAUCCAGACUAUGCACAUUCUUUACAUACUCACAAUCACAGGCAUUAAAUCAAUUUAAACAAGCCCCUAGUUAUCUCUGUAGCUAUAGAAAUUGUGGAGAAAUGCAUCUUCAAACGUCACAACAGAGGCACAGUAAUUGCAAUUGCUUUCCCCUCAAUUACAGAUCAUUAACCUUUUCUGGACCGCCCACCGUGGUUAUAUGUCGGUACAUUGCCUUUAAAUACCAGGAUUAUGGCAGCAGAUAGCCCCAGUAAUUUUUUAAAUGGUGGGUGGUCUGCUUACGCAUAAAAGUGGUCUCAGUUUCAGAUUUGCUGCGAUAUCACUUAAAUGGGUGGUGGGAGAGGUGCCCCCCCCCUCGCCGCGUCCCGGUGGUCUCCACCGCUUACCGUUGGAGCGUUGAAAUUGUCAGAAACGAUGUGAUGGAUGGAUGGGCAGGAAUUCGAGUGAGGACAAGAUGACCCCCACUUGAAUCUAUGCCCUUGGAGGACCGGAGCAACGUCAAACGUCACUUCUGCCCUCCGGCCUUAAAGGGA
Messenger RNA from Rana temporaria (common frog), 3106 nucleotides. RefSeq names its product opioid growth factor receptor like 1 (gene OGFRL1). The record is from RefSeq and is a predicted model, not a curated record. Gene Ontology annotation, molecular function: opioid growth factor receptor activity. Gene Ontology annotation, cellular component: membrane. Bases 266 to 1819 code for a protein of 517 amino acids. The transcript has 7 exons. NCBI's taxonomy places the organism in Eukaryota, Metazoa, Chordata, Amphibia, Anura, Ranidae.